AUGACAAGUGCGCGCAUCCAUAAACUAGCCGACGCAACGACAUCGGCCACAAAGUCAAUAUUAGUGAGCCCGAACCGACUGGGCAGAAUAUCUGUUGAUGAUUGUGCUAACGGUGAAGAGUCCAUGGACAUUGAUAUAACCGAUAUUUCGGUAGCCGAAGAGAAUAGCUCCGAGGAUGACGCGAGUUUGCCUAAGCCCCUGUCCCUGGUCAAAAUUCGUACGCUUCAACAGCAAUCGGUUGCAACUGUUUCGGAUAGUGAAGAGUUUCGUAAGACUGAUCCUGCCCCAAAGCCAAAAAACUGGUUAAUUUCCGACCUAUUGGUAACGGAUGCACAAUCAGAAGAUGAAAAAUGUGAAAAGAGAUCCUCCCGUUUCGAUGACUCGACUACAUGUAUCUCAAGCACAGCGAAUGGUUCGAAGCUGAAUGGUGACCUGAUCGUGAAAUUUCAAGAUGCAGAUUGUAAAACCAGCAGCAAGUGCAUAAAUAAUAUGCAAGUUCCUGAGAUCGAGAGCUCGUCAAAAACGAAAACGCCUGCAACGAUUACUAUAAACAUCAAUGAAUGCUCGGAGGAUAGUAAUUCCCCAGAGUUGUCAUUGCACAAGGUGGUGAAUUCUGAAAAGUCUAUAUCUAUAUCGCCGGAGCCACAAUCAAGCGUAGGAGAUACCAAUAUAGGCCGCAUGGAACACUCAGGACUCAGCAGCAAACAGCGAAGAUCGCGCACAAACUUCACGCUUGAGCAGCUGAACGAACUGGAGCGACUCUUCGAGGAGACCCAUUACCCAGAUGCCUUUAUGCGUGAGGAGUUGAGUCAGCGCCUGGGACUGAGUGAAGCACGAGUGCAGGUUUGGUUUCAAAAUCGAAGAGCGAAAUGUCGCAAACAUGAAAAUCAAAUGCAUAAGGGGAUUUUAUUGAGCAGUCGAAGUCCGCCGGUGUCGACGCCGCUUGAGCCGUGUCGUGUUGCACCUUAUGUUAACUUGGCGAAUAUCCGAAAUACAAACACGGCGAUGAUUCCCUCAACCAAUGGACUAUGUAGUGUACAGCAGCAAGCAGGAAAGAACGCCGUCAACAUAAUUAAUAAACGGCCUCCAUCUCCGAUAUCCGUUGUAACGGCUGCAGCCGAACAUUUUUCAGGCAGCGUUGCAGCAGCGGCUGCAUUUUCCGCCUUCGAUCCAGCUAUACUCUCAGCUGCCGCUCAUCAGUAUGCGGCCGCAAUAAGUAAUAGGAGUAGACCCGCUGGACUUUUUCCAUUGCCGCAAUAUCCGCUUCACUUGGCCGCCUUUGCUGCAGCACACAAGAAUUCUAGCAUAGCGGAUUUACGUAUGAAAGCGAAAAAGCACUCGGAAUCAUUGGGGCUUGAAGCAGAUAUAGUUAUUUAG
This is a messenger RNA of Drosophila hydei, 1377 nucleotides long. Its product is annotated as ALX homeobox protein 1. Gene Ontology annotation, cellular component: nucleus. The transcript is spliced from 6 exons. Lineage: Eukaryota; Metazoa; Arthropoda; Insecta; Diptera; Drosophilidae. Gene Ontology annotation, molecular function: DNA-binding transcription factor activity, RNA polymerase II-specific; sequence-specific double-stranded DNA binding. The record is from RefSeq and is a predicted model, not a curated record. Bases 1 to 1377 code for a protein of 458 amino acids. Gene Ontology annotation, biological process: regulation of transcription by RNA polymerase II.